Messenger RNA from Toxorhynchites rutilus septentrionalis, 1209 nucleotides. RefSeq lists its product as uncharacterized. Lineage: Eukaryota; Metazoa; Arthropoda; Insecta; Diptera; Culicidae. The transcript has a single exon. Bases 1 to 1209 code for a protein of 402 amino acids. The record is from RefSeq and is a predicted model, not a curated record.
AUGAGUCCUCCCAAAGGAGGAAAAAAGAAAAAGAAAGGUGAUGACAAGAGUGCAGAAGAAUUUCCGCGACUUGAGGGCCAUCGAGAGGGUCCCAAGUUUAUGGUCAUAAAGCGUACGGACCAGAAAGAUUCGUCGUUCGAAAAGGUGAGCCCCAUCUUCAUACACAAAGAAAUCAAGUCCGCAUGUGGGGAACCGCUUACUACAGUGAAACUUCGUAAUGGAACUCUACUAGUUAAGACGAAGAGCAUCGCACAAGCAAAUCAGUUGCUGCGCUGCAAAAUGUUGUUUGAUAUGACUGUAAGUGUCGAGGAAAACGUUAAACUGAACCAAACCAAAGGAAUCAUCACAAGUGCAGAUCUUCGUUAUGCCACGAUUAAGGAGAUCGUAGAGGAAUUAUCUAGUCAGGGCGUCUGUCAAGUGGAACAAAUGAAAAGAAAGAGGUUAGGUAUACUGGAACCAACGAACAGCUUUAUUCUCACAUUCAAAUCAUCGGGAGUUCCGGAGACGGUGAAAGUGGGAUAUCUCGUACUGAAUGUACGACUGUUCAUUCCUAGACCAAUCCGAUGCUACCAAUGUCAGUAUUACAGUCAUCCUGCGACGUAUUGUCCAAAUGAAGAAGUGUGCAGUAAUUGUUGCGAAGAGGGUCAUAAACCAAAUAAGUGCACGGGUCCAACCACGUGUCGAAAUUGCAAAUCGUCUCAUCACGCUUCAUGGUCCACAGAAUGUGAAGUGUUUAAAGUAGAGCAGGAAGUUAUGCGCAUCAAAGUAAAUGAGGGUGUAAGUAUAAGAGAGGCUAGGAAUCUCUACAGGGCUAGGAACUCAUCAAACGCUACCUAUUGUGACGUUGUCAAGGGAAAUCAAGGUAACUUAAGUACAAAAGAAUCUAUUGUUGCUACAAAUAAUGCUCAACCACAGUCAAAUUCAAUACAAUCAAUGAAGUCACAAACAUCGCUGAAAGACUCUCACAAACCAGAAAAAUACAACAGUGCACCAGUAACAUCUAACAUGACACCAACACAGAUAACAGAGAACGAUUUAAAUAUGCCAGGAACAAGUUAUAACUCAAAAUUUAUUUUGAACCAUAUCGUCAGUUUGAAUGACGAUGGUAUUAGUAGUGGUAAUCAGAUGGAAAUUGAACCUCAAAAACUCACUCGACCUCGCUCUGAAACGAGCGAAGAUGAUUGUUCAAAGAAGAAAAUUAGAAAAUAG